AUGGGCUGGUAUCUUAAAGGCUAUCAGCUGAAAGAGCUGAAGGAACUCCCACAGCAAGAGGCAAUCAAGAUCAUCUCAGUCAUGGCAUUGUGUGGCCUUCAGGAUGUUUCAACAGCCUAUAUAGGAGGAGGACUAUUUACUGGAGUAGGGGCAAUUCUACUGCUGCUGGUGUCAAACCUCCUUUUAUGGGAGAAUGUGGCCUCUGUGCCUUUGAGUACUAACGAGACUGAUGAUGAUAACCUAUACCUCAAAGAAUUCUUUGAUCAUGCCAUGAUACUCUUGCAUAAUAUCAGUAAGCUCAACAUUGAAAUGCGUAAGAUAUAUUUUUAUUUUUAUUUUAUUUAUUUUUAUUUUUGCCAUACCCCACUCUGGACUCAGCUCGUCUCACAAUCAGAGUCAUAUGACAAAUUCAUGCUUGAGUAUUUUGUGGAUCAGGAGUUUCUGGUCAAGACUCUCAGUUGCUGCCACAAUUACUCCAUCAAAACGCCAAAAAACAUGGAUGAAAUCCAAAAGAUCACUGUUCAAGAUUUUCCAGAACUGAUACUCAGUAGAGUACAGGCUUGGAAUGACACUCUUCACAACCUCCUGACCAUACUUGAAAGUACACCAGGAACACAUGAUGCUGUCCUCUCGAUAGCCAGAGACAUUAGGACAAAAAAUGCAGAACUUUUUGAGGACAGCAAGAGAAUACUCAACAAGACUUAUGGAAAAAUAGAGAUUGUAAAGCACGCUGUCCUGGCGGGUCUUGAAGACUUCCAAUCAUCUGAUGAAGAUUUUCGGCUAUUUGCUCUUUGUAAAUUAUCUUAUUGUUUACGUGAAGACAUGAAUAUGGUUAACACUUGUCUUCAGCUCUUGAGUUGUGUGAUGCUUGUUAAAAGUGAUGUGUGCUUCUACCCCCAAAUUAGAGAUAACUCAUGA
Molecule: messenger RNA, 918 nt
Organism: Chionomys nivalis (European snow vole)
Lineage: Eukaryota; Metazoa; Chordata; Mammalia; Rodentia; Cricetidae
Product: prolactin-7A2-like
Exons: 7
Coding region: 1-918 (305 amino acids)
Biological process (GO): positive regulation of lactation; positive regulation of cell population proliferation; positive regulation of receptor signaling pathway via JAK-STAT
Cellular component (GO): extracellular region
Molecular function (GO): hormone activity; prolactin receptor binding
Source: RefSeq, a predicted model, not a curated record